Molecule: messenger RNA, 907 nt
Organism: Rotaria sordida
Lineage: Eukaryota; Metazoa; Rotifera; Eurotatoria; Philodinida; Philodinidae
Source: the annotation of a GenBank genome assembly
CAAAAGAACAAGUUAUAACAAAAGUAAGCCUAUAUUCUGAAAGCGGGUGAAAUACUCUAUCAUUCUGUAUUUUUCUCAGUUUUCACUUUGCUACUUAUCUGAUGAACAAAAAGGGAUAAGAAAAAUCGAACGUAAUCAGGACUCUGAUAACGAGAGUGCGUUCUUUAUUCUUUAAGGUAUUUUUUUUAUAAGCAUAUACAAUUUAAAUCAAAUAUAUACACAAUUGCAGAGAACUCCACGCCCUAUCCGAAUAUAUAAUUACUUGUCUCAAAAUGUUCAUUUAUAGUGAUCAUAUAUUAAAAGUACUUUGUAAAACUAUUUUUGACCAGUGGAAUAUAUAAAUGUCGAAUCUUUCUUAGUAUUGAAAAAGGCAAUGUCUGACAAACUUUCUUAUCCAAUACUAUUUCUUAGGCAAGUUUUUAAUUUUCAUAUUUUUUGUGGUAUGGCAAUUGCCACCAAUUGCCCUCUGGUGGCCCGCCAAUGGGAAAAUUUGUUUCCAACUUUGUCUGAUAUAACAAGGACGAUCAUGUUCAUAUCUAUUCUCAAAGUCUGUUUUGCUAAAAGUUUCAAAUGUUCGUAUGAUAAGUUAGUCAUAUUCUUUCAUUUUGCUUUCUAGCUUAAUGAAAUUUUAUUACCAUUUCCUAGUAAUUCUGGUUCAAUGACUGCUAUACUACUUACUGAAAUAACAUUAUCUAAUGAUACAAAUAUUCCAAUACAAUCAACAACAACAACAACAACAACAACUGAUUCAUCAACAGCAUCAAAUGAUGGUCGAAAUUAUCCAAGUCAACUUGAAACAAAACAAAUCUAUGAUAUAGAAGAUAAAUUUGAAUUAAAUUAUAAACGUUUACAUGAUGAUUUAAAGAAAAUUAAUUAUGAACAAGUUAAUAAAGAAGGAAAAUCAUGA